AUGUUAAAGAAAAUUGUAAAAAAGUAAUUAGUUGUUUUAAUUGUGUCAAGGAAGGACAUCAUAAAAUUAACUGUCCAGAAUUUCCAAAUAAUAAACCCGAGGAGAGACAAUGUACAAAGUGCAAUAUGAUGGGGCAUAUAGCUGAAAAAUGUUGGGAAAUGUGCGGUUAUUGCAAAAGACGAGGGCGUAAAUAUGAAAAUUGUUUUGCGCAACAAAAAGAAAUAAAAAAUGGUCAGGAACUAAAAGAAGAAUUUUCAAAAAUCAUUUAAUAGAUUCAACAUAGGGGUUCAAUAUUGAAUCUGUUAAAAAAGAUAAGGCACUCACUAAGCGUAUAGUAAUGAUGGUGCAAUACAUGGAAAAUAUAAAGUCACCGGAAAUAGAAAUCUAUAAUGAAAAUUUUAAAAACGAAGAAGUAACAUUAGUAGUAGAUACAGGAUACUUACCAUUAAUACCCACCGAAUCUGGAAUAUAUUUAGGAGAAGCAUUAGUUUCAGUGAAUGAAGAAAUGGCACGAGUAUUUACUACAAAUACUACUAAUCAGGAAGUAGAAAUUACAAUACCCCCAGUAGAGUUAUUAGAUUAUACUGAAGUGGAACUUGGCAAAAGGGCGCAAAAAAAAAUGAAACAGAUGAAAAAAGAAUUGAAAAAUUAAAGGAAAUGUUAGAAAUUAAUAACUUAAAAAAAGAAGAACAAGAAUAUUUAUUAAAAUCUAUUAGAAAUUAUCCAUAUCAAUUACAUAUUCCAGGAGAUAAAUUAGGUUGUACAAAAGAUAUUUAACAUACAAUAGAAACGACUGAUAACAAUCCACUAAACAGUAAAUAUCUACGAUACCCACCUGUUCAUAAAGAAGAAAUUAAAAAACAAACAACUGAUUUACUUAAACAUGAG
This is a messenger RNA of Leptopilina boulardi, 888 nucleotides long. RefSeq lists its product as uncharacterized. The transcript is spliced from 2 exons. The coding region runs from base 338 to 652 and encodes 104 amino acids. The record is from RefSeq and is a predicted model, not a curated record. NCBI's taxonomy places the organism in Eukaryota, Metazoa, Arthropoda, Insecta, Hymenoptera, Figitidae.